Molecule: messenger RNA, 700 nt
Organism: Paramecium sonneborni
Lineage: Eukaryota; Ciliophora; Oligohymenophorea; Peniculida; Parameciidae
Source: the annotation of a GenBank genome assembly
UGAUAAUAAUAAUGUACUUUGACAUAUAGAAUUAAUUCCAUCAUCAUAAUAGCCAUUUGGACAAUUACAUAACUUUAAUAAUGCAUUAUAUUAUCUAAGACUAGAAGGAUGACAACUUAAACAAUAAUCAUCUUUUAAUUCACAGGUUUCACAUUUGUAACUACAUUCUGAGAAAUAUAAAAGAAAAUGAUACGUAAACAUUGUGUUGAACCAAAAUCAAAAUAAUUAGUUUUACAUGGACAAGUAUUUCCAUUUAAUACUCUAUUUUCAGAUUCUAGACAGGAUUUACAAUUAGAAGAAGAAAAGCCAUCACAAGUCAAACAGGAAUAAUGACAACUUGAACAAGAAGUUUGAGUAGAGAAUUAGUAAGUACUAAUUUAAACUCCAUUUAAUUUAGUUUUGCAUAAACAGGUAUUGGAAUUAUGUAAAAAUCUAUCUGGUUUGCAAGAAGUACAUUGAUCAGCACUUUGAUAGCAAUUUAAACAAAAUUUACUACAAACUAAAGAUAAUAAGAUAAUAAACUUUGACACUCUGCAGUUCCAAUGUCAUAAUAUUAAUUUUUACAUUCACAUUCUCCAUUGAUAUUUAAUUGUCUUUAUUAUAGAUCACUACAUGAUGUACAUUAAUUCGAUUGAAAUCCUGAGCAGGAAGAACAAGUAGAAUGACAUACUAGAAUGUGGAUUAAAAUAUUUACUUUGAC